Molecule: messenger RNA, 1243 nt
Organism: Ricinus communis (castor bean)
Lineage: Eukaryota; Viridiplantae; Streptophyta; Magnoliopsida; Malpighiales; Euphorbiaceae
Product: palmitoyl-acyl carrier protein thioesterase, chloroplastic
Exons: 6
Coding region: 17-1135 (372 amino acids)
Biological process (GO): fatty acid biosynthetic process
Molecular function (GO): fatty acyl-[ACP] hydrolase activity; acyl carrier activity
Source: RefSeq, a predicted model, not a curated record
GAAAAGGAUUCUGAUAAUGUUUGCACCAUAUCUUAGCAGAAAAAUGGUUAAUUCGAGUACUUCUAGUGGAAUGGUGGUUAAUUAUCAUGAACAUGUCCAAGCUUUUCACAACAAAGAAUACAGCAGUCUAGCAACACGGAUGAAAGCUACUUCACGAUCCAGGAUGAGGACGAACAAUAUCAAAGAAUUUUGCGUCAGGAAGACACGUUUUACUUGUGGGGCUAUAGCACCCAUUGAGAAAAGGGAGAAUUUGAAUACCUGGGAAACGAAGCUGAAUAACCCUGUUGCAGACGCCACUGCUACUAUUGGAAGCUUGGUCCAGGAUGGCUUGGUUUAUAGGGAAAACUUUGUGAUUAGAUCAUCUGAAAUAGGCUUUGACGGCAAAAUAUCCUUGGCCACCUUGUCCAAUUAUUUACAGGAUACUGCACUUAACCAUAGCAGUAUUUUAGGGUUGUUGGCGGAUGGUCUUGGCUUAACACCAGAAAUGAGUAGAAAGGAUUUGAUAUGGGUCCUCUCCACUUUGAAAUUAGUAAUGGAUCGGUAUCCUACAUGGCUUGAUGUUGUUCAAGUAGAUACCUGGAUGUAUCAAUCAGGAAAAAAUGGCCUAGGCCGCGACUGGAUUUUUCGUGAUGGCAGGACAGGAGAAACUGUGGCUCAUGCAACCAGUAUAUCUUUGUUGAUGAAUAAGAAAACAAGGAAGUUAUCGAAGUUUGCAAAGGAAAUCAAAGAAGAACUUGUCCCUCAUAUGAUGGACUGUAAUCCUAGAAUCAAUAACCAUGCCAGAAAAAAGCUGCAUUUUGAUGUUCAGACAGCAGAUUAUUCUUGUACAGGGUUAAGACCUGGAUGGAAUGACCUUGAUCUCAAUCAGCAUGUCAACCAUGCCAAAUACAUUAAUUGGAUACUUCAGAAUAUUCCAAGAUCAUUUAUCGAGCAUCACAAUCUUUCUACCUUAGCUUUGGAGUAUCGAAAGGAAUGCAACACCGAUAGCACACUGCAGUCUCUAUCGAAAAUCGUUAAAAGUGAAAUUCAUGAUCAGGUAGAGUUCGAUCACUUGCUGCUUCUCGAGAAUGGAUUGGAAAUUGUUAGAGGAAGUACCAUAUGGAAGCCAAGAGAUCAUGAGAACGGCCUUCAAUAAUCUUAGGAUGUUCUUAUUUUAUAAGUUUUUCAUUAUAUUUUUUAUUUCUUAUUUUUCUCAAUUUCAGUUUUAUAAAAAUACUUUUUAAUUUCUAAAUUAUAAUACAAA